AUGGCACCUGACUUUAACAAGGAAGAGCUCUCCCAACACAUGCGGGAUCUCGUUUUUGGUGGUCACCUCGGUCCCGCACAAGGGAAAGCUGUCACUUUCGACGUAGUUCGCGAGGAUACCGUGUCGAUCAUUUUCAUCGCCGCACUCAUUUCACUCACUGGGGUCAGUGAUCUGCUAGAUCGAUACCUGAUCUGCCUUGCUAAGGAGGACGGGGCCUUACUAUCGACAACACCCGUUUCCUUGGAUAAAGACGCGAUAGCCAAGGCCAUUCAAGAGGCUGGCUGUGGCGAAUUGGUUUACUACAAUAGACUCUGCGACGGAACAUUUGGAACCACAUACAAAGCAAAAGCAUACACAAAAAGUGAGAACAAACCGGAUGAAUAUGUCGUUCAGCUGAGAUAUCAUGCCAACAUCGCUAGCAUGUACCAUCUUAUUCAAACAUUCGCGAGAAAAGCCCCAAAGGGCUCGCAACUCCUCAUGGCACGAGCGUUCGCUGCUCUAUGGGAUUUGUCUGUUCCUAGGGCUGGAAAUCUUAUCGGAGAGCCAGUCGUAUCUCCUGAAGGCACCAUUUCGGUUGGCCCGGAAAGGCUACAUGGACUGGGCGGCCCAUUCUCUUCGGUGACAUCUUACAUCCAGGCGUGGAUUAAGCACCGCGUUAAUAAGCUUCAAACCAAACAAGCUAUCGACGAGUAUAAGGACAAAUAUAUGAGCCGAAUUCUCAGAUUCACGGAAUCGUCGCUUAAUCAUAUUCCCGUGGAGAUUGAGAAUGUCAAGCUCUCGCUAGUACACACGGACCUUGGCCUACAUAACAUGAUCUUCUCGGAAUCAAGAAUACCGAAAUUGAAGGGAGUGAUCGAUUGGGAAUUUGUGGAUCACGCCCCGCCACUAAUCGCUAUUCCAACUCUUAUCGAGCCCACUUUCGAGUUUUUUCCCUCAGAGAGUGACGAGCUCCGGCAGGCAUUCUGGGACGAAAUUCCGCAGUGGAAGGAGGCCAUGGCCUCCAAGGGCUCCAAGACUCUCCUGGACCUCUAUUCUUUCGGAUUUUACCUGAAGGCCGAUGCUCUUCCGGAUCGAAAUGCUGAUUUGGCUACAAAGGAGAAGUAUUGGGAGAACAACGCAAAUUUUGUGGAAAGGUUUCUUGAAAGAUGGGAAAGUCCGCGAGUUUCUGUCUGA
Penicillium riverlandense is the source of this 1173-nucleotide messenger RNA. RefSeq lists its product as uncharacterized. The record is from RefSeq and is a predicted model, not a curated record. The coding region runs from base 1 to 1173 and encodes 390 amino acids. The transcript has 2 exons. Lineage: Eukaryota; Fungi; Ascomycota; Eurotiomycetes; Eurotiales; Aspergillaceae.